This is a messenger RNA of Bactrocera latifrons, 788 nucleotides long. Its product is annotated as serine/arginine repetitive matrix protein 5-like. The record is from RefSeq and is a predicted model, not a curated record. NCBI's taxonomy places the organism in Eukaryota, Metazoa, Arthropoda, Insecta, Diptera, Tephritidae. The coding region runs from base 43 to 759 and encodes 238 amino acids. The transcript is spliced from 2 exons.
UUUUUAAAUGUUCGAGGUAAAUAACGGCAUAUCGAGCAUUAGAUGAAAUUCGCAAAGUUACAUUUAGUGCCAGCAUUGCUGCUGAUGGCAGCUGUGUGGCUGGAAAUUGUUGCUUCUGAGUACGAUGCGGUCUACGAAGGCUUGUUGGGUCGCGUUGUAACACCUGAUUUCAUUAACCAAUUAACCGGAUCAAAAGGACAAACAAGCAACUCCAAUUGCGGGUCAGUUGCAGAAACACCAUCUGAACAGAGUGAAAUAAUUUACACAGACUAUCCAGAAGAAGCAACUGAUGAGGAUAAAGAACUUACCACAUCAACAGAUGACUAUACUUCCGAUGGUAGCUUUACUCCUACACGGGGAACACAGGAUUAUUAUUACGAUUCGUCACCUGUGAGUUCAAUUGGUCGAAAUGUUGAGCAUAACAGAGCAAACGCCAUUUACAUGGCACGAAACCAGCAAACGAAUCAUGUACGACAACGUAAUCCCUCACGACGUCGUGAACAGCAACGCCGACGUAAUCCCUCACGACGUCGUACACAGCAACGCCGACGUCGGCAAAAGCGACGCAGACGCCCAUCGGCCCAAAGACGUAGACGUCCAUCGGCACAAAAGCGGAAACGACCAAAUCGUAACAACUCAAAUGACCGUCGCAGGCGACGACGUGGAGGACAACGCAAACAGCACCGCAGAGUGAUCGUGCGCAGACGUCAGGCGAACAAACGACAUAAUGGUGAAAGAGUUGAACGGCCUCCAUUAUAAGUUUAAUAAAAUUUUUUUAAUCAUAUUUA